UCCUCCUCCUCCUCCCGCCUCAGGUUUGUCAUCGUGUCGCUGGCACGGCCCGAAGGAGGAGGAGGAGGAAGAAGAGGAGGAAGAGGAGGAGGGAUGAGAAAGCCGCCGCUGUUGCAUCCGUGACGGGGGCCUAGAGAGCCCACGCUCGGGACUGCCCCUUUCCCACCGCCGCGAACAGGCGCUGCUCGCCUGGGGGAAGGGCCAGAAGGAGGAGGAGGAGGAGGACGGCGGCGGCGCUGUGUGUGUGUGAGAGCGUGGAGAUGAGCUCAGCUCUGUGCCCUGGAGCCGCCUGAGGAGACCCGGCUCCGUCCCUCCUUCCCUCCCUGCCCGCCGCCAUGGCUCACUCCCCCGUGCAGACGGGGCUGCCGGGGAUGCAGACUCUGAAGGCAGAUCCAGAAGAACUGUUUACAAAACUGGAGAAAAUUGGUAAGGGCUCUUUUGGUGAAGUUUUUAAAGGAAUUGACAAUCGGACUCAGAAAGUUGUUGCUAUAAAAAUUAUUGACCUAGAAGAAGCAGAAGAUGAAAUAGAAGACAUCCAACAAGAAAUCACAGUGCUGAGUCAAUGUGACAGUCCAUAUGUAACUAAAUAUUAUGGAUCCUAUUUAAAGGAUACAAAAUUAUGGAUAAUAAUGGAAUAUCUGGGUGGAGGCUCUGCCCUUGAUCUCUUAGAACCUGGCUCACUUGAUGAAACCCAGAUUGCUACAAUAUUGAGGGAGAUCCUCAAAGGACUCGAUUACUUGCAUUCAGAAAAGAAAAUCCACAGAGAUAUUAAAGCUGCUAAUGUAUUGCUGUCUGAACAAGGAGAAGUAAAACUAGCAGAUUUUGGAGUAGCGGGACAACUAACAGAUACACAGAUAAAGAGGAACACCUUUGUGGGAACACCAUUUUGGAUGGCACCUGAAGUAAUAAAGCAAUCGGCGUAUGAUUCAAAGGCAGAUAUUUGGUCAUUAGGCAUAACAGCCAUAGAACUUGCAAAAGGAGAGCCACCUCAUUCAGAAUUACAUCCAAUGAAGGUUUUAUUCCUCAUUCCUAAGAACAAUCCACCAACGCUGGAAGGAAAUUUCAGUAAAUCCCUCAAAGAAUUUGUUGAAGCCUGCUUAAACAAGGACCCAAGCUUUAGACCUACUGCAAAAGAGCUCUUAAAACACAAAUUCAUUUUACGAAACUCAAAGAAAACUUCUUAUCUGACUGACCUCAUUGAUAGGCACAAGAGAUGGAAGUCUGAACAAAGUCAUGAUGACUCCAGUUCUGAUGACUCAGAUACUGAAGCAGAUGGUCAGGCUUCAGGUGGGAGUGAUUCAGAGGAGUGGAUCUUUACAAUAAGAGAAAAAGACCCCAAGAAUCUAGAGAAUGGAGCAGCCCAGCCUUUGGAGUUGCAAAGAAACAAGGAAAAGGAUAUCCCAAAGAGGCCCCUAUCCCAAUGUCUGUCUACGGUUAUAUCCCCUUUAUUUGCAGAGUUGAAAGAAAAGAGUGAAGUGUGUGGUGGUAACACAGAUUCCAUAGAAGAACUGAGAAAGGCUAUUUAUUUAGCUGAAGAGGCUUGUCCAGGCAUUGCAGAUAACAUGGUGUCACACCUUGUGCAGAGGCUUCAGAGAUAUUCACUAGCUGGAGGAAGUUCUUCAUCCUACUGACAUACUCUUCCUGACUUUUCUAAGACAACAGAGAUCCCACAGUGUCUGCAUUGAAGGCACACACUCUGAUGUUAUUCUGCCUUUCAGUCUCUGGAAAGUCCUUUGGUGGAAGGACAUUCCUAAAUGUGCAGGAGUGAAAAUCAAGUAUUUUUGAGGGAGGCAGUCUUUUUCAGCUCCUUAUAAAGCUAUAAUUUUUUAAAAUGAUAAUGCACAUAUUCCAGGGAGGUGUCCUUUUGUAAAAUCUGAAAUGUAUAUCUAGGUUUGUGAUAGAGAAAAUGAAGAUAUUGAGAAACCUCAGGUAUCUUGCUUUAAGAAUUCCAUUGGGAGAUGGAGCAUGGUUGUUGGAAUUGUGUACAGAUAUGUAUAUAAUGUCUUUUUUAACGGAAAGCCUUUCAAUGUGCAUAAGGAAUCACUGUGUACAAAAUGGUAAAGUGCUUUUGUAGAUAAUGUUAGUGGGGUAAAUAUUUGACAGGCUAUAAUUGAGUAUUGCCUUGCCUUUAUUACAUGUAAAGUUUGAAUUAUGUGAUAAGUGAAUCUUGGUUUGAUUUUUGUAUGUGAAGUAUUUGCCAUUGAAAGAGUUAAUCCUGUACUAUGGAAUCUUCUAUUCGUACCUCAGUACAGACAUAAUUUUAUUCCGUUUCUCCAAUAUUUCAUCCGUUUUAUCUAUAUUCUGAGCUUGGCUUUCUAAUAAUGGUUGUUUUAAAUUUCAUACACCUCGCCUCUUGAAGCUUUAAAUUUAAAUUAUUUGUUUUCCUAAAGAAUGAGCUCUUUCAUAUUUUCGGUUUUAAAUUGUGCCAAUGCAAAUUCUGAACCCUAUCUAUUGUUCAAUUUUAGUAGCAGAUAUUUGUGAAGCUUGUGAAAUUCAAUCUUUUUUUCACCUGAACAUGUUUGAAUGCUCGCACAAAUAAAUCUUUAUUCCCUUCAUCUCUUCUGAAAUAUCUCAUUAAGGUGUUGGCUCUGAGGCAGUGGCAAGUAUUUCUUCAUCAUGCCUAUUUUUAUCAUUAAAAUUAAUGUUUUGCAGCAUAGAAGAAAAAUUAUCCACAGAUGCAAUAUUCGGUCUCGCUGCCUCGAUCUGUGAAUCUCUUUACCAAAACUGACAGACGUUGGACACAAAGGCUGCAAAACUGAGCCCAAGUGUUAUGUGCUAGUCCUUGUGCUAGCUUGCUUACCCAGAGAAGAGUUACUUCUUGAAAAUUCUGAAUUUUGUAAUUUCCACUAUUCCUGUAAAGGCUUUUAGAUAGCUGACAUCAGGCUUUGUAGAUCUUGGAGAUAGUAACAUUAGUUCAUUAGUUACAUGAACAGUUGAUUAGGUAGCUGCUAUUUUUAUUUUUUUCCCCCACAGUAUUAGUGUGAGGUUUACCUUGGUUUCUUUCACCAAGACUGUAUUCAGGUGCUUCUUAUUCCAGUAGCUAAGAGAGCAUUUUUGCCUUCUUUUUAAUGAAGAAUUUGACAAUUUUAUGCUUUGCAUGACAGUGAGGACAGUGAGGCAACUUACAUCUUUAAUUCAUUUUCUUUUUCCUUCCUUUUUUUUUUUUUUUCUUAAUAUAGAUAGGAGCUUUGGAACAGAAAGGAUUAACAUUGAAAAGUAUUGGCAUAUAUAUCUGCCUUGAUACAAAAAGGCUCAGGUUUGCUAAACAUUCUGGAAGCUGGUGAGGUCUCUUGGCAGGACUUCAUAUCUCCAUGGUAGCCCUUAGUCUAUGCAUAUUAAUAGCCUUAAUUUAUUAAUUUAAGAAUUUAACAGUAAGAGGACACUGUCUUGCAAACAGAGCUAGGAAGCUUCUGCCCAGGUUGAAACAAGCUGAAAGAAAUGAGUGAAUGUGUGUGUUCAUCUUGUGGCCAUGCUCUUGGACACAGUACGUUUGCCAGCUAAUGAGCUAACGGCUUUCCUUUAUGACUAAGGGAAUUUAAGAUAAAUUGAACAGUGCAUAAAUUUGAGCUAUGUUUUAUAACUCCUCUUUGUUUAAUAUCUUUAAUUAUGUUGGUUUGUGUGCUCUUAAGUGUUAAGGAUAGGCUCACCUUUGAGGAAACAAAUUUAGCACUGCUAUUGUGAAAUGUGCAUCUGAAUAUGGCACAGUGGGAAAUUCACCUGUUGAUGUCUCAAUAUUAGAACAUUCAGCCCUUCAGUAGAUCUGUGUGCUGUCACAGCACAUGGAAAUCAACAGGUGUGUUUGCACUGGAAAUACAAAUUGAUCAACAUAAGCUAUUCCCUAGUCAUCUGUUAAUGUAAGGACUGGAAAUUAAAUUAAGCAAGCUUACUUGGAGAUGGACAGAACUCUGAGACGUAGCGAGGAAGUUAAAUUUAUGGUUCUGGCUUGAUUGUUAAGGGUUAAGAAUUUCUCAAUCAGCAAAUUCUAAGGUACGCUUUUUGAACACUCAUUUGAAAAGUUAUACAUAGAUGCUUUGAGUUACAUUUUAGUUGUGUUCCAGGACUGUAUGUUGAGGAAAUACUUCUCUGAGUAGAUGGUGGCAGAAUUUGCUUGAUGAAUGUGUUGGAGCUUAAGAUGAGUAAGACCUGCAGUGAGGGCAGCUGGCCAAAAGACUUGGGCAUUUAGAAGAAGACAAGACCUCAUUUAUGGUAGAGAUGUGUAUUUUUAUAUGUAAUAUAUAGAUUAUUUAAAUAUAGACUAUCUUAAACUGAGAUUCACUGAAAAAACAAAUGUGCUGUAUCUUGAAUGUAGAAGUACAAUCAAUUGCUAUUGAAAAGUAUUGGUGCUUUAAAAAUCAGGUCUAUAUUAGUAACAGAAAAGAAGCUUCAUUUGAAAGAAGCACCGCUUUGGUUUCUCAGAGAAAAAGAAGUAUAUUGAUAUUUUUGAGAGGUUGUUUCAUUCUAAAAACAUGUCUGUGUUACAAUGUUGCACUGAUGAUUUUUCUGUGCAGGUAGUAUUUCAUGCAGUCUUGACUAUACUAAAUGACAAGCUAUCUCUAUUUAUGCAAACAUUUAAAUUAGUAGAACUGCUUAUUUGUCAGGGAUUUAAUGAUUAGGCAGUAAAUAAACUCACUGUUUAAAAACAAUAAAAUCAGUUAUUUGAACUGAAGGCUUGCUUUUUUGUAAGUAUCAGAUGUGUCAUCUAUUUUUUAAUCUUAUUUUCCUUGCAGUUGCACUUUAUAGUUGAUGGCCAGUUUACUGAAGGAUGACAGUAUGAUCACUAGUGCACAGAAUGCUUUUGGUGUAAUAAUGAAGCAGUUCCUUCUCCAGGUGCCACAGUUUCUCUGCAGCUCCAAACAUUCUGUGUGUGCCUGUGUGGGUACAGACAGAUGAACCAAUUAUUACGGAACAGACUAAGUGGGGUGUUUUUGCCCCUGCUGUGCAGGAGGGGCAGGUGGAGGGGAAAGGUAGGGCUGGGGGCAUUGGCACUUCACUGAAAAACAGCUGGCACUGUGCGAGUUCACAUCCUACUGUAGCCACCGUCACCCCUUCUUCUGUCUUUUAAUAUGCUUUUAAUGUACUUGUGCAAUUUCUCGCUCAGCUCUCAGUACUUUACGUGACGUUCCGUAUUAGUUUUUAAACAAUGUGGUUUGUAGUAGUUUUACAUUAACCUUACUUUGAAGGCCAUGCAUUUUUGCCCUCAGAAAAUGUCACCAUUGGAAUAUUAUCUGCAGUGCUGAUAAGCACAGGUGUAAAUCAAGGAUCAGGGCAAUCACUAAUCGUUUUUGUAAGCUGCUGGGGAGGAGCUUAUGGUAUUAGCACAAACCUGCUUGUUGUUUUUAACUGUGUUUUGCAUAUGUGCUAGUAACUGCACUGAGCACAUGCCAUAGACAAAUUGCAUGUCAUGGUUUCCUGCCACCAUUAAAACAUGAUUACAGAGGGUGAUGAAAGUGUAUAUCUUGUUUUCUGUAAUGCUGCUGCCUGUUUAUAGCAGUGUAUUUAAAUUUUACUUCUGUCACUCUACACGAACAUAAUAAACCUCCUCAUAAACUACAUGACCU
Chiroxiphia lanceolata (lance-tailed manakin) is the source of this 5558-nucleotide messenger RNA. RefSeq names its product serine/threonine kinase 24 (gene STK24). The record is from RefSeq and is a predicted model, not a curated record. Bases 336 to 1631 code for a protein of 431 amino acids. Gene Ontology annotation, biological process: protein phosphorylation. The transcript has 11 exons. Lineage: Eukaryota; Metazoa; Chordata; Aves; Passeriformes; Pipridae. Gene Ontology annotation, molecular function: protein kinase activity; ATP binding.